Lathyrus oleraceus (garden pea) is the source of this 1313-nucleotide messenger RNA. RefSeq names its product transcription factor RAX3. The transcript has 3 exons. Lineage: Eukaryota; Viridiplantae; Streptophyta; Magnoliopsida; Fabales; Fabaceae. The record is from RefSeq and is a predicted model, not a curated record. Bases 269 to 1219 code for a protein of 316 amino acids.
GAUAGAGAGAUUCUAGACUAAGAAGGACACAAUUAGAAAAACAUUGGUCUAUUGCACUGGCAUUUCCAAAUUAUCCAUUAUUUUAGUCAUAAAGUAACAUCUUUUUUCUUUCCUUUCACCUUUUCUCAAAACCAAAUUUCUCUCUCUCUUUCUCCAGGUUAUUUCUCUCUACCCUCCUCCUACUUUUCUUUAUAUAUAAACAACACACCAUUAUUAUCAUUAUCAUUAUCAUAAAGAUUGGCUUUACUUGAAACUCAUAACAACAAACAUGGGAAGAGCUCCUUGCUGUGACAAAGCCAAUGUCAAAAAAGGUCCAUGGUCACCUGAAGAAGAUGCCAAACUCAAAUCUUACAUAGAGCAGAAUGGUACUGGUGGAAAUUGGAUAGCUCUUCCUCAGAAAAUAGGACUUAAGAGAUGUGGAAAAAGCUGUCGUCUUAGAUGGUUAAAUUAUCUUCGACCCAAUAUCAAACAUGGUGGUUUCUCUGAGGAAGAAGAUGAUAUCAUCUGUAGUCUCUAUGUUAGUAUUGGAAGCAGGUGGUCGAUCAUAGCAGCGCAGUUACCGGGACGAACCGACAACGAUAUAAAGAACUACUGGAACACUAGGCUGAAGAAGAAGCUUCUUGGAAAACAAAGGAAGGAGCAACAAGCUCAAGCUCAACGAGCUCGCCGAGUUAGCAACAUGAAACAAGAGAUGAAAAGAGAAACUGAUAAUCAGAAUUUGAUGGCAGCAGCAGCAGCUUCUGGUGUUAAUACUCCUUAUUGGCCUUUAGAGUAUUCUGUUCAUCCCAUGCCAGUUUCAAAUUCAUCCAUUAUUGACUAUGAUCUCAACAACCAAACUUCCUUCACAAGCAUGCUUCAUCAUCCAACCAUAAUGAACAUGACAACAAACCCUUUAUCCAUGGUGAGUAAUGCAAACAAUAUAUUUCAAGGGUUUGAAAAUUUUCCAAGUGAUUUAAGUGAGCUUGUAUGUGAGAAUCAACAAGUAAUGAAUAGAACAAUGGAUGGUUUUUAUGGAAUGGAAUCCAUAGAUAUGAGCAAUGGUGGUGGCAGCACAAUCACAACAACUUCAACAGAAAGCAAUAGUUGGGGAGACAUGAACUCUUUGGUUUAUUCACCUUUGGUUUCUGACUAUGAAGCUUGUUGUCAACAAGGAUCAAUCAUUCCUCAAGAUGUUGCUGUUUUUGAAGAGUCUAGGUAUUUUGGAACGCAAAUGCAAUAACAAAUUUUUUAUAUGAAGUGCUGUAAAUUUGUAACUGCUAUAGAAGUUAUGUUGGUCAAAUCAAAACCCUAAUGAGUUCACUUUCUUUCUUUCA